CCUCACACCAGUUAGAAUGGGCAUCAUUGGAAAGUGUACAGACAACAAAUGCUGUUGUUGAGAGGGUGUGGCAAAAAGGGAACUCUCUUGCACUGUUGGUGGGAAUGUAAAUUGAUACAGCCACUCUGGAGAACAGUGUGGAAGUUCCUUAAAAAAUUAAAAAUGAAUUACCUUAUGAUCCAGCAAUCCCACUACUGGACAUAUACCCAGAGAAAACCAUAAUUCAAAAAGACACAUGCACCCCAAUGUUCAUUGCAGCAUUGUUUACAAUAGCCAGGUCAUGGAAGCAACCUAAAUGCCCAUCGAGAGACAAAUGGAUAAAGAAGAUGUGGUACAUACAUAUGAUGCAAUAUUACUCAGCCAUAAAAAGGAACGAAAAUGGGUCAUUUGUAGAGACGUGGAUGGACCUAGAGACUGUCAUACAGAGCGAGGGAGGACGACAACUGUGUUCAAGUCGGCAGAUAAACCGGCUGCAUUCAAAGCCAAACUGGAAUUAUGGGGGCAAUGAUUGAACGUUGGGAUUUUUGACAUGUUUCAAACAUUAGCAGAGAUUUUGAAAGAGACUGAGCCAAGACCUUCUUUCUCCCAGCUGGUACAUGAUCACCUAUCUCAUCUUUCAAAAGAGUUUGAGCAUUACUUCCCAACCACAAAAGACCCCUGACCUGGGAAGGAAUGGAUCCGUGACCCACUUGUGAAUAAACCAGGUGAAUCGACUUUGUCCGUGCUAGAAGAGGAGCAACUUCUUGAGAUCGCAAAUGACGGUGACCUUAAAAGUAUGUUUGAGACAACUUCAAAUCUCCAUACGUUCUGGAUUAAAGUCAAGGCAGAAUAUCCUGAGAUUGCCACAAAAGCACUGAAAAACCUGUUUUCAUUUCCAACAUCCUAUCCUUGUGAAGCAGGCUUUUCUGUAGUGACAGAAACCAAAACGAGAUUAUGGAGUAGACUGGACAUAAGCAACACACUUUGGAUGUCACUGUCUCCCAUCACCCCCAGAUGGAACCAUCUAGUUGCAGGAAAACAACUUCAGUGCUCCACUGAUUCUGCAUUAUGAAACACUUAGCCUUUGGACAAGAAAGCUGGCAGAGCUUGAGAAGCCAACUGAGGCCAACCAAGUUUCAGAGCUUCUACUGUCUGAUACUAGCAUCUCCAAGGAUGAACCAUUCUAACCAGAUACUCCUCUACUCUUAACAGUACACCUCUCCCCAGGUCCUGAAGUCCUCAGACCUGCAGAACAGUUUCUGAACUCAGGGUGGUGGUUCCAAGUCUUCACCUGUAUCAUCAGCUGUCACCUUUUAGGAACUCAAAUGACUGCUGAAGACUCAGAGAAGAGAAGAGAGGGAGGGUGGCCACCUUGAUCCAGCUGAAGCAUCUCCAGGAGGCCUUUUCUGGAUGUCACAUCGAGGCUGCCCUUCUGCUACAACACGGAGCUGGUGAUCCCCGAGUUCGUGGACAUGGCUUUGCUCAGCAAUAUCCUAGAGGCCUAUUCCUUUGUCUCAGAAAAUACUGAGCGAGCAGCUCUGUACUUUGUCUCUGGUGUGUGCAUCGGGCUGGUCCUCACCGUAGCUGCCUUGGUGAUGAGGAUCUCUUGCCACACAGACUGCCGGCAGCAUCCCCAGAAGAAGUUCCUGCAGGACCAAGAAAGCAGCAGCAACAGCAGCGACAGCGAGGAUGGCAGCUCCUACGCGGCAUCCGACAUCUCAGUCAGGAGACAUCGUCGCUUCGAGAGGACUUUGAACCAGAACGUUUUCACCUCAGCGGAGGAGCUGGAGCGCGCCCAGCGGCUAGAGGAGCGGGAACGCAUCAUCAGGGAGAUUUGGAUGAAUGGCCAGCCCGAGGUUCCUGGCACCAGGAGCCUGAACCGCUACUACUAGGGGCAGGAGCAGGAAUCCACACCCCGCUGUUAGCCACCUGGUAGAAAAAGGGUCCUGCAAGGAGGGCUGGCACAAAGAGUUGAACGCAGCUCUGCUAAUGUUAUGGUGGCAGAGAUAAGCAGGACAUUCCCAUUUUCUAGCCAGGAGGACUGAUUUCUCCCUUUUGACUAAAUUUAUGGAGAAGUAGAAAAACCAAGUUGGUUCAUCAACUUUUCCAGGUCUUGGAAUGGUGCUGAAAACCCUCUCCAGCAAUGUGGAUGGAGAUUAGAGAAAUGGAACUUGUGGUUUCUCUUGAUUUCUGAGGAUCUCAGAAGUUUCUGCAGACUUCAUUGCUAUGUGUUAUUUCUUUACAAAAGGAAAUAUUAUUACAGGCUGAGGGCUAGGAAGAGCAGGGUUAACUUAACCCAGUAAAUGCAACUUUCUAAAUGACUCCAUGCUAUGGAGGUGAUUUUGAUCCAGAUAGCAUGAUCAAUGCUUAUUGUUUAAGGUCUAUUCUUUCAAUCUUGUGUUGCAAUGGCAACCUCAGGGAUUAAAAUCCUAUUUUUUAUUACAGUUCCCACUUCACUCAUGAAAAUGAAUAAUGUAUUAUAGGAGAUGUGUCAGUGAACUAGAAAAAUGUCAAUAACCUCAAAGGAUGAAGCGUUUUAUUUUAAAUAGCUUAUAAAGAAUAUAUUAACAUGCAAUUAAUGCUACAUGCAUUUGAAAAUGCAGCACAAGAAUAAAAGCUGUGUUUUCCCCCCUUUUGGAGAGAAGAAAAUUUUGUUAUGACUCUAGAUAAUCAUGAUUUUAAACAAUUUGUUUUUUUAAAAAAACCAUUUGGAUUUCUAAUAAAAGAAUAGGAAUAAAGCCAAAAUUAAGUUGGGAUAAAAAAUAAAUGUUACAUGAGA
Messenger RNA from Balaenoptera ricei (Rice's whale), 2758 nucleotides. RefSeq names its product eva-1 homolog A, regulator of programmed cell death (gene EVA1A). The transcript is spliced from 7 exons. NCBI's taxonomy places the organism in Eukaryota, Metazoa, Chordata, Mammalia, Artiodactyla, Balaenopteridae. The record is from RefSeq and is a predicted model, not a curated record. The coding region runs from base 1452 to 1871 and encodes 139 amino acids.